AUGGCUAUCAUUGGAUCUUGUGUUCUACCAAACAAACAAGAUAAUCAAAAUGCAGAAAUAUGGUUUGAUGCUGUGGAGGAGAUGGUCUUCGACGACGAAUCCCUCCAAGAAGAAUAUCCGGAGGCCCGUGUGAAGGAAAAUGCAAAAGGCAAGUCACAAAAGCUGGAGGCUUUACAGGCGGCGUAUCUGGUUUGUCUUUUCCAGAACUGGGAAGGAUCGGAGAUCACACAACGGAGGAUUCGACGUCGACGAUAUAGUACAGUCGUGGCAGUUGCAAGGGAUCUUGUUCUCGGAUCCGCCAUCCACCAAACCUUUUGGCUCAUAAAUGAUGCGUCAAACUUUGACUGGCAAGCCUACAUCCUGAAGGAGGAAACAAUUCGAACACUCAGUUAUGUCUUUCUACUUGACUCUGCCUUUGUAAUAUUCCAUAACACACCGCCACGGAUCUUUGGAUUGGAAUUGGAGAUGCAUAUCAAUUGCCCCGAGGUAGCUUUUCAAGCUGGAUCGGCCAACGAAUGUUUUCAGCAUUUGAAGAAAUGGGCAGGUGAAGUGGUGGAUCACCCUUCCGUAUCCUCUGCUAUUGAAGGAAUCUGCAAGCGUGACACUGAGAUUUGCCUCGAAAGGACAUACUCCCAGUUUGGACUACUGAACAUGUUUGUGGUAAUUUCUGCUUUAUGUGUGUCUAUACAUCAGCUCCAGAAUGUUCUUGUACCUCCGACGGCGUUUGAAAAUGUUGAGCGGGGGAUGAAGAACUGGAAAACUGCAUGGGAUAAAAUGCAUGCAUCCAGCCUGGAUGGCAAUACCGGCGACCCUUUGGAGGAAGCAUGGAGACGUGAUGGGUUUAUGAAAAGUGCUUCAGAAUAUUGGCUGCUUUGCAAUGUGUUGUUGGAAGUCAUACGGUCAGAUGCUGGCGAGUAUAGUGUCGAUAAACGCACGCUUGUGAAGGCCGGUUCGGUGAGAGAGAAUAGUUCCAACCCCACUGUGGUGAAUAUUCCGCUACGGGAGGAGAGCAUCCAGUCGCGACGAUCACCAGAUCCCCGUCGAUCUGACCAAGUUCAGAAGAUUUCAUAA
Penicillium concentricum is the source of this 1071-nucleotide messenger RNA. RefSeq lists its product as uncharacterized. The record is from RefSeq and is a predicted model, not a curated record. Gene Ontology annotation, cellular component: chromatin. Bases 1 to 1071 code for a protein of 356 amino acids. NCBI's taxonomy places the organism in Eukaryota, Fungi, Ascomycota, Eurotiomycetes, Eurotiales, Aspergillaceae. Gene Ontology annotation, biological process: regulation of transcription by RNA polymerase II. The transcript has 5 exons. Gene Ontology annotation, molecular function: RNA polymerase II cis-regulatory region sequence-specific DNA binding; DNA-binding transcription factor activity, RNA polymerase II-specific.